Messenger RNA from Polyodon spathula (Mississippi paddlefish), 5869 nucleotides. It is a transcript of the gene gramd4a, whose product is annotated as GRAM domain containing 4a. The record is from RefSeq and is a predicted model, not a curated record. The coding region runs from base 810 to 2627 and encodes 605 amino acids. Gene Ontology annotation, biological process: apoptotic process; negative regulation of toll-like receptor 9 signaling pathway. Lineage: Eukaryota; Metazoa; Chordata; Actinopteri; Acipenseriformes; Polyodontidae. The transcript is spliced from 20 exons.
ACGAGGAAAACGCAACCGAAUACAGGUUUUCAGUUACUGAAUUUCCCCAAAAAAACAAUCAGUGCCGUGGAUUUAGGGGAUGCACUGGAACGUUUUGAGCUGAGUGGUUAUGUGUUGUUGCCUUUGUUCACGCAUUUUGAGGAGGAACGUUGAUCAAUUGCUUUGCUGAGAAAUUACGUGCUGAUUAAAACAUAUAAAAUAACAUUGUUCUACGGUGAUUUAAUAUGCCUUGGUAAAGCUUUAGGAUGUAAAUAAAUCAUGCAGUGCAAAGGCUUCUGAUGUCUAUUUUCUAAUAAAUGCACACGAAUGAAAAGUAGCCGUUUACUUGCACUUGUUUUGAAAUUGCGGUCAAGUGAAUGUAUUUUACUUAUUAUAUCAUUCUUAUAUUUACAUGUUUGUAUUGUUCCUUCUCAGCCUCCGAGACAAUCGGUCGCUUGUGGGGUUAUGGAAUCAUCACGAACGGACGGCCCCUUUAAGAGUGUAGUCGCUGACAUUGACGAAAUUUCCUGGUCAGGUCCUCCCGUCGUGUGCUUCAAUGAAAAUCAACAAGAGAAAUUGAGGCAGGCUUUUUUUUUUUUUUUUUUUUUAAUAUAUGUGUAUAUAUAUAUAUAUAUAUAUACGGCGGGGGCUGGCAUUGACACAAAAAAACCUGUAUUGGAAACUAAGCCACCGAUUUUCAAGCGGCGAUUCCGUAAACAAAAGCAGAAAUAUAUUUCUUCAUUUUGUUCAUUUCGAGGUUUUAAAGAUAUUCAGUGGGUUCAGAAGGUGUAGAAAAAUACACCACAGAAUCACAAGGACCCUCAGUGUUAAUGAAACUUUGCUCUGAUUUCCGCGCUGGAGACACCAUUCAUCAUGUUAAGGUAAAGCAGAAGAGCUCUGUGUUGAACAUGCUAAAACGGUUGGACAAAAUAAGGUUCAGAGGCCACAAGCGAGAUGAAUUCCUUGAUUUAGCCGAAUCUCCAAACACAUCAGACAAUGAAGGUAGUGAUGACAUCCCAGUGAAGCCCCGUCCAUCAUUAAAAGACGCUGAAGACUACAGAGACCCUGCUGGUCCAGGGAAUCUGGUGAUGGCAUCAGCAUUACAGGACUUUCAAAGAACGGAAUCGGACCGACUAAACGAGAUCAAAGGUCAUCUGGAAAUUGCCUUAUUGGAAAAACACUUCUUGCAGGAAGAAUUAAGAAAACUGCGAGAAGAAACAAAUGUUGAAACAUUAAAACAGGAACUUGAUAAAGAGAGAAUAAAAAGAAUAGAACUGGAACAAAAAGUCAACGAACUUCUGAAAACAAGAGCAGAAGAAUCUGCAGUACAGCAGCCUACAAAAGUCAAUGGAUCAGAGAAAAGGGUUGAAACAGUCUAUUCAAGAUUUCAGAAAUGGCUUUAUGAUAAGUUUGGGGUGUACAUUGAGGACUUCCGAUUUCAGCCAGAAGAAAACACUGUGGAGACGGAAGAACCACUAAGUGCUAAACGGUUAACAGAAAACAUGAGAAGAUUAAAACGAGGUGCCAAACCUGUCACUAACUUUUUAAGGAACCUCUCAGCCUUAUCAAAUUGGCACUCUGUAUACACUUCAGCAAUUGCCUUCAUUAUUUACAUGAAUGCUGCGUGGCAUGGCUGGGCCAUCCCUAUGUUCCUCUUUUUAGCCAUUUUGAGGUUAUCCUUAAAUUACCUCAUUGCAAGGGGUUGGAGGAUACAGUGGAGUAUUGUGCCUGAAGUUUCAGAACCUGUGGAACCUCCAAAAGAAGACCUUACCGUAUCAGAAAAGUUUCAGCUUGUUCUUGAUGUUGCACAAAAAGCGCAGAAUCUAUUUGGCAAGAUGGCAGAUGUGUUGGAAAAGAUUAAAAACUUAUUUAUGUGGGUCCAGCCUGAAAUAACACAGAAGCUAUAUAUAGGGCUCUGGGUUGCAUUUAUUGCAUCUAGUUUCCUUCCCUUCAAACUGCUGGGCUUUUUAAUGGGAGUAUAUGCUGGAAUCAAGUUUUUCAUAAUCGAUUUCAUCUUCAAACGUUGCCCAAAGCUCCGAGACAAGUAUGAUACUCCUUACAUUGUAUGGAUGAACUUGCCUACUGACCCACAGCUCAAAGAAAGGACAAAUGCAACAGUAUCAAGACGGCUGUCAGGGCAUGAAAAGGUUCAACCAGUUACAUCAUCCCGAAGCAUCCUUGGGACAAAUAACCCUUCGGUGAUCAAUAGGGAAGAUGAAGGCGGGCGAUCUCACAGCACCAAAAAAGGCAGUUUCCAUGAAAUCUUCAACUUAUCAGAGACUGAGCGCCCUCUAGCGGCCUAUGAAAAUGGAUGGCGUUGCUGCUUGAUAAACAGAGACAGAAAGAUGCCAACUGACUACAUUCGCAAUGGAAUCCUUUAUGUAACAGAAAAUUAUUUAUGCUUUGAAAGCUCCAAGUCCGGUUCAUCCAAGAAAAAUAAAGUCAUAAAACUAACAGACAUAACAGAUAUUCAAAAGUACAAAGUGCUGUCUGUUCUGCCAGGAUCAGGAAUGGGCAUUUCAAUAGCAACACCGUCUACACAAAAGCCACUGGUGUUUGGUGCCAUGAUACACAGAGACGAGGCCUUUGAGAUGAUCUUCGCCCAGUACAUGAAAAUAAUGUCUGCAGCUUCCAUCAGUGAAACCUAGCAGCAAGGAAAUGGUCUUCUUGUCUCUCUUGUUCUUGGUGGUGGGUGGGCCAGAGACUCCUUUGCCUGCUUUGCAAUACUUUUUUCAGGUCAUGGAAAUGUGUAUUGUACAGUUUGUGUUUUUUGUAUUUGUCUCUUUUUUUUUUCAUUUACUCUAUUGCUGCAAGCCUUGCACAGUAAGCACUUUUUUGCAUUUGUUUCCAAGUGCUUUGAAAGUGUGAUAAAAUAGAAGUUAAGACUGACCUGGAGAAAGACAAAUCAAAGCCUUUUUCAAUUCCGUAAAUUCCAUGUAUAAAACAAACCCUACUCCAAACGGAAUGGACUGGCUAGUGCAAAUGCCUGCCAAUAUUUUACCUUUUAAAAUGAAUUAAUGUAGUUAAACAAAGGAUUAAAAAAAAUUGUGGUGAAUGGCAUAGUCUAAGAAGCUGUUUCGACCUAGGAUGUUUUUUUUGUACAACGCUUCAAGAAGCAUAUUGCAUAGUAAUUGCUAGGUAAUUAUUUGGUAACUACAGUUUGGUAUUAAUGAAACUAGUAGGUAACUAAUUUAGUGUUACCAUGUAAGUAAGGAGUCACAAACUUUCAAUAGAGUGCAUUUUCAUACAUUAGUAGUAGUAACCAUGUAAUUACUACAUUGUAAGAGAUUGUUAGUUAUCAUUUAAAAGUGAUUUUUAUACCACAAUUAGAUUAUUAUGUUAUACAUGGCAGUAAUAACCACAGUUCACUGUUAUUGCUAAAAUAACAACAACAUUAUUGACACUAUACUGUACUUACAGAACAUUUACUCAGUAAGUUAUAUGUAAUACCAUAUAUGCCCAUCAGUAUAACUAAGUGUUUGUUAAAGUGCUUUCAGGCCAGAAGUGACAUUCUAAUUUUAGACUAUUUACAUUUUACUAGGUUGUCAUUGAUAGGGUUUCUAUGUAGUUUUCCCAGCAGAUUUGUUAUCCAUUCCAGGAUGAGUGCACCCUAACACCUCAGUGAAAUUUCCUCUCCUCACUUGCCUUUAGCCAGCUAAUGCAUUACUUACACCAUCCGCUUGUUGUAUAUCUAAAAAAAGGUGAAAUCCUUCAAAGGAGAGAGGUGCCUGCAAUAAACUUUCUUGUUUUUACAAAAGGCUUCUAUUCACAACUGAAGGAAGACAAUAGAAAUUAUGAAAGUCUUGCUGGGCUUCAGCACUACAGUGUUGACUGCACUGAAGUUUGUCUUUGUUUUUAACCACAAAACUUAUUGCACCCUUAUACUGUACAAAAACUAAAGAAAUAAAUCUUUCAUGAAACUGUUUAGUAGCCCUGACCAGCAAGUGUUUAAGAAGUGAAUUAAAACCCAGCUAGACAACAAGAUUCAGAAUGACCAAUACCGUUUCUACUAUUCAGAAUAAGUUGCGCAGCACAAACCAUUUCCAAAUCCCCAUACCAAAGCACUUACUUAAAUGCACUCUGUGGAAGGGCAGUGAUGGUAAUGGCCAGGUAGUACAAAUAUCUGUACUUGGUCAGCAUUUUGUAUUUUGGCCUCACUCUCUUAGUACACUUCAGUGAUGCUUACUGAGAAUGCACUGCAAACAGUUGUACUGUUAGCAGCAAGAUAUAGGAACUCAUUUAGUUCAACAGGUACCGGGUUCGUAGCGGCAGUUCAUCCAAAAUCAUUGUUUAAUGAAUUCUGUUUUAACUUUUGCAUCAGUGACAGACCAGGCUUUUCUUUUCUUUUUUAAACAGUAUUCUGGCCUCUGCCUGUUGUGCUCUUAGCUUUUUGUAAGGAUUCUGGUACGUUUGUUUACUUUAACCAGGUUUAAUUUUCAAACCAUGUUUGUGAGCAGUGCUGGAGGAACAAAGUAAAACAUAAUAGGUGAUAGGGCCAAUUUUAAAUGAAUUGCCAUAUUGUAGUUCUGGCCACCACCUCCCAAGAAUUAUCAGUAUAUUAACUCUGGCUUUAAAUAAUUGCUCAGAUGUUUUUAGAUACUAAGCAGACUAUCAAGAAGCAGCGAAACAUGUCACUGUUAAUUAGUCAUUACCAUGUCCUAUUGCUUAGAGAAUUGCUUAGUGCUUUAUUUGAAUGUUUUUGUAUGUAUUUGUUUUUAAACAGUGGGACAACAUUUUUGUAAUCCAGAUUCCUAAACCUUAGAAAAACUGUCCACUGUCCUGUUUUAAGCUCCGUACAGGAACAUUAACAAUAUCACUAUGGUUUGGUUUAUUUUUGUCACAUGAAUACCAGAACAGCCUAGUAUGUGGCAUACUGCCUUUGUACUAAUAGAAUGCAAACAGUGUACAUGAACAUACUAAAGCACAGAAUGUAUUGUAAAAGUGUUUGCUGCCAAAUGUGAAGUGCUCUAUUUUAGUUUACAGUUGAGAUCUGAAAUGUUUACAAAAGGUUGGUUGAAGCUCCAUGAUUUUCUGCUUCUUAAAAUGGAAGAGAAGAAGCCAGUUUGAAUCCCUUUUGUGGAAUGGGAUAUGAGAACUAGCGAUAUGUCUUGUAAUGAAACCAUACGUUUUGAACAUUGGUGCCCCAUCUGAAUGGUCACGUGACAACCCAAAUAUGUCUUAAGAAUGUAUAAUGGUACAAAUAUAUACAUUUUGAUAGCACACAUUCUUUUUAAGGUAGAUUAAGCCACCACAACCCCAUAUCCACAACUGUUUUAAUAUGUAUUGUCAGAGACUGAGAAAUAUGCAAAUUGCUUUUGAGCAGCUCUUCUGCAGCAUGUUUCUGUGGGUGGAAGGGUUUUCAGGUCACUUGAUACUGAGAUUUUCGCAUUUUAUAUAUAUUUUUUCACAACAGUGGAUACAUACUGUAUAUAUUUUCUCCACAGUUCUACAGCACGAGUAGAAGGCAGCUUACUAAUUAUGGUAGUAAUUCUAAAACUUGGAGAUGAGAAAAAAAAGGAUUGUUAUUUCCACACAAAGGUGGUGUCUCAUUUUACUGCAUUUUUUUUUUUUUUAAAUAAAAAAAAAAACCAUAAAAAUGAAAUCGAGCUGUUGGUCUUCAAAUGUAUUAGUUGUUUUUGUGUAAAUGUUUGCUGUCUAUUUUCGUAAUGUUCCCAAUUGGUAUAAAAGAACAGAAGGAAAUGUUUGUUAGUCCUUUGAAGGAGUUGUGAGCAUGUGUUUGUAAUCUGUGUAGCUGGUGUGAAGCUAAAAUUUAUAUUGAAAAAUGUACAAAUUUCCCCUGUAAAGUUUUUAAAGAGAAGGAUGUAUAUCAUAAAAAAAAAAAAAACUGCUGUACAUUUUUUUUAUUUAAGUAAAUUAAUUUAAAGUUAAA